Molecule: messenger RNA, 1059 nt
Organism: Dendroctonus ponderosae (mountain pine beetle)
Lineage: Eukaryota; Metazoa; Arthropoda; Insecta; Coleoptera; Curculionidae
Product: DNA topoisomerase 1-like
Exons: 6
Coding region: 16-1059 (347 amino acids)
Biological process (GO): DNA topological change; DNA replication; chromosome segregation
Cellular component (GO): nucleolus; chromosome
Molecular function (GO): DNA topoisomerase type I (single strand cut, ATP-independent) activity; DNA binding
Source: RefSeq, a predicted model, not a curated record
GGCGUUGCCUCUAACAUGGAGAAGGUCGCGCAUGAUUAUAAUAUUCGAAAAAGAAAAACGGUUCAUGAGGGCAAAGACACAGGACAAUCCGCUGCUAAGAAACGGUCGGAAGAGAAACAAAAAAAUGGAGUUAAAUGGAGUUUUCUUGAACAUAAAGGCCCUGUUUUCGCUGCGCCUUAUGAGCCACUACCUAAAAAUGUGAAAUUUUUCUAUAAUGGGCAAACAAUGAAACUUAGUGAAGAUGCUGAACAGAUUGCUGGACUUUAUGCAAAGAUGUUGGAUGACGAUUAUACAAAGAAGAAAAUUUUUAAUAAAAAUUUCUUCGAGGAUUGGAGAGCCUAUAUGACUGAUGAAGAAAGAAAAGUUAUAACUGAUCUAUCCAAGUGUAAUUUCAAGCAGUUACAUGCGUAUUUUAUGGAUCUCGCUGAGAAAAAUAGGAACAGAACAAAGGAAGAAAAAUUAGCGUUAAAAGAAAAGAACGAGGCGUUAUUAAAAGAAUUUGGUUUUUGUACCAUUGAUGGACACAAGGAAAAAAUUGGCAACUUCAAAAUUGAACCACCAGGACUUUUUAGGGGUCGAGGUGAACAUCCAAAAAUGGGAAAACUCAAGAGGCGUGUUGAAGCUGAAGAUGUAAUAAUUAACUGUAGCAAAGAGUCAACUAUACCGGUGGCACCGCCCGGUCAUAAGUGGAAAGAAGUCCGUCAUGAUGACAAAGUAACAUGGCUGGCAUCCUGGACGGAGAACGUACAAAACCAAGUUAAAUACAUAAUGUUAAAUCCAAGCUCAAAAUUGAAAGGAGAAAAAGACUGGCAAAAGUAUGAAACGGCCAGAAAAUUACAUCAAAAAGUUAACAAAAUCAGAGAAAACUAUCAAAUUGACUUAAAAUCCAAGGAAAUGAAAAUUAGGCAACGAGCUAGCGGCAAUAACUCCAUAGCGCAACUCAACACAGUGUUACCCAGACCUAGUUUAGAGGCACUAGAGAUUAAAAUGUUAAUGAUGAAACUGAACCGAGACUGCUUUUAUGACGCAAUCACGCAUGCAAAAAACAAAAGUAGCUAG